GGCACCAGGAUGGAGGUCUGGGCUGAGAACUUUCCUAGAGCUUUCGAGGCCUGGAGAUCUCCCCCAGGCCCCUCCCCCGGCCCUCAGACUCCGCCCUAAGACACCCCAGCCCCUCCCCCCGCCCGCAGGCCACACCCCCAACACGCAGGCUCUCCCCUAGACCCCGUCCCCGCCCCCACCCCGCAGACCCAGCCUUGUGCCGGCCUCAGACCCCUUCCCAGCGCGCAGAGCCUGCCCUCAGAGCGCGCCCCCUCGGGCCCGCUCAGACCCCAAACCACAGGCCCCUCUUCCUCCGACCCGCAAUCUUCAGAGCGGCCGCCUGCGCCCGCGGACUCCUUUCCCAGGCUGGGGCCCUAUCCUCGCAGCCCUUUUACUCCCUUUGCACGCCCUACCCUGGCCCUAAAGCCCCCUCGCAGCCCUCGGACUCCCUUAGACGCCUCACCUGCGGAGGCCCGGCCCUUCGCUGCCCCCUGCCCUCAUGAGACCCCCUAGCUGACCCCUGCCCAGCAGCACCGGACGCAGUCUGCAGCCCACGGAUGCCCUCGCUGUCCUCUCGCUUCCCCGUGGAGCUGGGCUCCGUGCGGGAUCCGGACACCCAGGUGGGCCGUCUGCAUCGCCUGGCUGUGGCUGGGGGCCCGGGCUGGGGCCUGGCCAGGCUCCUGCGCAGAGUCGUGCAGGUAGACGCUGAGAACUCUGCCGGGCAGACGGGGCUCUUCCUCUCGGCACUGCUGGGCCACGGCUCUGCGGUGCAGCUCCUGCUGGCCUUCGGUGCCGACCCCAACCACCGCUGCCGGGAUGGCAGCACGCCUGUGCACGCCGGCGCCUUCUCGGGCUGCGGCCGGGUGAUGCUGCAGCUGCUGCAGGCAGGGGGCGACGCGCGUCUGCACGACCAGCAGGGCCGCACACCGCGAGACUGGGCUGAGCAGGGUGGUGCCAAGCAGAGCUGGGAGGUGCUGGAGCUGUUACAGCUCUGCCGUGCCCGCGUUUCAGCCUUAGUGCAUGGCAGUGAGCUGGCACUCAUGGCAUCUGUGGGCCAGUUGCAGGCCAGAUCUGGGAACAGCCUACCUGGCUCCCUGUCCUCACUGUGGCAGGCAGACAGGGCACAGAGGCCAGAGCAGAUCAGGCGGUCCCCCCGGGUCCCGGCCUUGGGGUUCGGUCAGCUGAGCAGCCUGUGGCCACUGGGGCUAGUAACGAGCAUACCCCUCGCGGACCCCAAGGAGCUGCUGCCAGCGCAGGGCGAGCCCGACCGCACCUACGAGAGCAGCUCCCGCACCCUCAUGGCCAACCUCCUGUGGAGGGGCCACCCCGUGACCUCGCGGCAGCCGAAGGCCCCUGGAGCCCCGCCCGAUGUGCUGCUGGCCGACCUUCGGCACUGCAGCACCCUGCACCACCCCAGCCUGCUGUUGCUGAUGGCGCUGAGCCCCUCAGCGGACCUGUCGGGGCUGUGCCUGCUCUUCGAGCCCGUGUGGCUGGGCUCCCUGCAUGGGGUGCUGCACCCUCGGGGACCGGGUGAGGAGGGGCCCCGGCCUGUGCCAGGCCUGCGGCCAGGCCAGCUGCUGCUGCAGGUGCUGGAGGCGCUGCUGUUCCUGCAGGCGCGCUGCCGUGCCCACGGCGGCCUCAGCUCCCACGCCGUGCAGCUGGUGCGGCCGGGCCUGGCCAAGGUGGGCCACCUGGAGCACGGGCGUUCGCUGCACCAGCGCUGGCUGUGGCCCCGGCUGCAGCGGGGCUACCCCUGGGGAGGCCCAGGCCCAGGGUUGCCCCCACCCCCGGAACUGUACCCAUGGCUGCCACUUGAGCUGAUCUGCGGUGACAUUCCUGCCACCACCUCAGACCUCUACAGCUUCUGCAUCUUGGCCCAGGAGGUCUUCACUGGAGAGCUGCCCUGGGCUGGAAGACAGGGGCCUGAGGUGAAGGCCAAGCUGGAGGCAGGUGACAGCCCGGGCCUAGACCCCCUGGUGCCAGCCCCCUACCAGGCCCUGAUUCAGGCUGGGCUGGGCCUGAGGCCCGCCGACCGCUGGGGCAGCCUGCAGAGUACUCGGUAUCUGCUGCGGGAGGCGGUGGCCCAGGACUCAGCUCCUGAGGUGAGCUGCCUGACCAAGUGGGCCACACUGUCCUCUGCGCUCCAGGGCUGCCCACCAGAGAAACUGUACUAUGAAGUGACUCCCAGAGCCAAGACCACACCCAGGCCUGUGCCGCCUGUGAUGUCCCCUGGCCCCAUCCCAUCCCAGGCCCUGGAGACUCCUGAGGUCACGGGCCACAGCAGGGUCCAGAGUGGCACAGCCUGGAGCUCAGGCAGCAGCUUGACUCUAGGCAGCAGCCCCAGUCACAGCCCCCGCCUUUGCCCUGGGCCCAGCCACAGCCCCACAGCCAGGGCCGGCCUGCACUGCUGUCCGCAGCCCAGCUCAACAGGCCCUGCCCUGCACUCCAGCCUUCAGGACUCAGCCUCCCUGCUGGGGAUCCAGAGCUCUGUGCGGCAGUUUGAGAGGAAGUUUUCAGCCAAGAUGCAAACCCUGCGGGGGCUGCAGCAGCACACACACAGGGUUACCCCGCUGGACCCCCAGCCCUGCACCCAGCACUGAGCGGAGUGGAGAGAGCCUCUUCUCCAGCCUGCAGAAGAUGGAUCUGCUGGAGGAGAUCACAGCAGAGCUUCAGAGCAGGUGCCAGCUCAGACCCGAGCCCCGCCUCGGCCCCACUGCCGGCGCAGAGUC
Microcebus murinus (gray mouse lemur) is the source of this 2708-nucleotide messenger RNA. NCBI's taxonomy places the organism in Eukaryota, Metazoa, Chordata, Mammalia, Primates, Cheirogaleidae. The record is from RefSeq and is a predicted model, not a curated record.